Molecule: messenger RNA, 2400 nt
Organism: Coregonus sp. 'balchen'
Lineage: Eukaryota; Metazoa; Chordata; Actinopteri; Salmoniformes; Salmonidae
Source: the annotation of a GenBank genome assembly
GUUGCCUACAAACCGUGGCUGUGUGCACAGUAUUUCCCCACCACACAGAGGCAUUGUGGGAGGACUGUACCGUGUCUCCAGUUCUGCCUGGAGGUUCAGCAGAGGUGUCCAUUCAUACUGCCAGACAAUGACGAUCUCAUCCACGGAGGAAGCCCCAGCUUCAUAUGUACAGGUGGGUGUGGUGGUAUGGACUGAUCAAUCAGUCAGUCAAUCAAUCAAUCAAGUGUGAUUUGUAGCCACAUCUUAUACGGGUGGGCGUAUAUCCACUCUAGGGCUAUGCUGUUUAGCUGAGAAGCACCAUGGAUCUAGGAUAGAUGGGCUUGGGUCAAUUCAUUUUGAAAUGUACUCAAUGUAGGAAUUUAUUUGCAUUCCUAUGUCCACUGACAGGAAUUUAGAUGGAAUUGUAUAUUGCAGGAUAUAUGUAAUUGUGCUCUUGUGCCCCUGAUGAUGCCUUGUAUAAUAGCUCUUCAGUGGUAUCGAUAAAGUUGUUUGGUUUUGAACUCUGGUACCCUAGCCAAUAAUUAAUUAUAGAACUUGUCCCUGGCAACAUCUAGUGGCCAUAUAAGGCAGUGUCAGUCAAAUCAAUGACACUUCCCUCUCAGUGUAAAGUGUAUUUCUGAGGCAGUGACUGUGAUGGGGUACAACUCCAUGGUAGUAUUUUAAUAUUCCCGGGUUCACAGUGAUCAAAACAGAACCAGCAUAACAUGACCUGCCCUGUCCUGAUUUGAUCUCAGUGGGGUGCUCUGAAAACAUGUCAUUUUCCUCCCCCAGCCCCCAAAGUUCGAAGGUUUUCAAUACUGUAAUUAGAACAGCCUUUGAUAUUUUUUAAUUACUUGUGCGUCAGCGAUUAAAUGUUAGGCUUUGCCUUUUGAGAUCCCUCAUUUUCUCCUGCUCAUUUGAUGUCUUCCUUUAGUGUGCACUGGCAGUUGCUUUGAAGAGAGAUUACACAAGGCGUGACAUCAGUGGUGUAGAUUAUAUUUACCGUGCUGCAGUAUGGGGUCGUUACAAAAUGUCACUUGCGUAUUUUUUUUCAUUUUGAGUUCAGUAAAGGGUCAUUAUUGUUAGGUUAUGAUAUAACAUAUGACAUAAUGAUACUGAUAGUUGAAUAAUAUGAAGACUGGUUUAAAUGUGCAUACUGACUGGUAUUUAUGUUCUUAUGCACAUGGUAAUCUGUCUUUUGUGAUAAACUUCAACAAAACACUGCAUUACCACACUGCAAGUAAGGCUGGAACUAGGCUGGGUCAUUUAUUUAGCUUAUUGUGGGUCAUCUGAAUGAAUGAACACACUUUAUUGGUAUUGGGGAAAUUGGGUUUGUCAUCAUCCUCAGACACAGGAUGAUACAAACACAAAUGGAUACAUGAGAGGGAUGCACAGAGACAUGAGCAUCUAUGGCUUAUAUCAGUGUUUACCCACUACUCUGUUCGUCCCUCACAGGGCUACUAGGGAGCCAUGGGCAGCCUAACAGCCAGGCAGAGUGCUGCGACGUCCGUUGGGACUCUAAACCGGACAACCGUUCCCGUGGGACACUGAAAAGGACUCCAACUCCCUCCUGCCAUCACCAAGAGGGGGUGUCGACAUCAGUCACCUCGGCCGCCACACCCACCAGACUGUGCAGCAGCAGCGGCCGGCUGAAGCUAUGCCUGCUGGUCUUCGUUCUCCUGCACACCGUAGUCACCAUCACCACCACCUCCCACAAUUCCACUGGGGUCGUCGGCAUGGCGGCCAUUUUCCCCCUGGAGGAAAGCUCCCCCAGCGAGGAAUGAUGGGACAAAAUUUGCAAGAAAACUCUGGGUUUUAUCUGGGAAUGAGUGAGUUGCAAAACCGGUUCUGACCAGUUCUGACUGCUGUGUCUCCGUUCAGUGACAACCCUGGAAGGUCACUGGUAUGUGCUGUCGAAGCCUCAUUGGGUCACAGGAAGUGAGAGCGGCGAUGACGUGGGAGGGGCUAACACACCUCAGACCAAAGGAUCAACAUCAUAUCACCGUGUCAAUCUAAACCUGAGUUCACCGUUUCAGUCUCUUGUUUCAUCAGAAUGUACUAUAUCGUUUCCUCUCUCCUCCUUGUUCACUUUUUUGUGGAGUUUGUUGGAAUGUAAAUGGGUUGUCUUAGAACAUAUAAGAGGCAGAGAAUUUUGAAAAAGUUAUCACCAACCUGUGUGUUUCUAUCCACCCCUCUCUUCACCAGUAACAUUUAGCUGCUUUUGAGGUGCCAGACUGGAUAUGGUAACAACACUCUUGACUCAAACACUCACACACAGAGUGGUGGAGACAUUGAAGAGAUCAGUCAUAACAGGGUUCUCUCAUGGCAGUACAUAUGACUCUAAUACAGAGCCAGUGAAGAGCAGGUGUAGAAUACCUUUUCACACAAUUUUGCCGACCUGAACCGUAUUGUGCUCGCUUG